This is a messenger RNA of Caenorhabditis briggsae, 444 nucleotides long. The transcript has a single exon. The annotation marks the transcript as partial. Lineage: Eukaryota; Metazoa; Nematoda; Chromadorea; Rhabditida; Rhabditidae. The record is from RefSeq and is a predicted model, not a curated record.
AUCUCAGAAUCUCAGUAUCUCAGUAUCUCAGAAUUUCAGAAUCUCAGAAUCUCAGAAUCUCAAAAUCUCAGAAUCUCAGAAUCGCAGAAUCUCAGAAUUUCAGAAUCUCAGAAUCUCAGAAUCUCCGAAUCUCAGAAACUCAGAAUCUCAGAAUCUCAGUAUCUCAGAAUCUCAGAAUCUCAAAAUCAGAGAAUUUCAGAAUUUCAGAAUCUCAGAAUCUCAGAAUCUCAGAAUCUCAGAAUCGCAGAAUCUCAGAAUCUCAGAAUCUCCGAAUCUCAGAAACUCAGAAUCUCAGAAUCUCAGUAUCUCAGAAUCUCAGAAUCUCAGAAUCUCAGAAUCUCAGAAUCUUUUGAGUUUUUCAAUUUUCAAGUUACCGUCAAACCUGUAUUAGAAGAGCCCCCAACUUUCAACUUUGAGCUAAUUUAUCUCUGUUCCUGGAAGUGA